Messenger RNA from Agrilus planipennis (emerald ash borer), 2914 nucleotides. RefSeq names its product pollen-specific leucine-rich repeat extensin-like protein 1 (gene Tdg). Gene Ontology annotation, molecular function: mismatch base pair DNA N-glycosylase activity; DNA binding. NCBI's taxonomy places the organism in Eukaryota, Metazoa, Arthropoda, Insecta, Coleoptera, Buprestidae. The record is from RefSeq and is a predicted model, not a curated record. Bases 511 to 2610 code for a protein of 699 amino acids. Gene Ontology annotation, cellular component: nucleus. The transcript is spliced from 5 exons. Gene Ontology annotation, biological process: base-excision repair, AP site formation.
GCAGGUGGCAACGCUUUUCCGGGAGUCUACCAAUCUUUUGGGAGCAACGAUGGAAGCAGGAGGAAGCGGAGGGCCUGAAUCCGUUGCUCCAAAUCUUGGCCCUACCGCGAUAUGUUAUGAUUCGUUCAGUCAUCCUGUCAGUGUGUCCAAUAAAUAUAGGAUGUAAGUAAAAAGAAUUUUUCUGAUUAAAUGUGAAUGUCUUUAUGUUUGUCAUUGUUUUCAUUAAUUUGUUUCUCCCUGCAUUGGAUAACCUCACCCCUUAAUGCAAACAAAUUGGUGUAGCAUGCAUUAUUACCUACGUUACAAACAGUUGUGUGAUUAGAUAAAUUAUUAGUAUCGUUUGAAAUACAUCGUCGGAUAAUUAUAUUCUCGCAGCUAUGAGCUGAUAUUUGAAAUUAGCUGGAUGUUUAUAGAAGCAAUUAUUUGUGUUUAAUUCGAAUACCAAACUUUUUAGCUUCUUUAUGUUCGGAAUUAUUUUUAUUCCUGUUUGCAGGUAAAAGAAAACAUAAUAUGAAACUAGAACCCCAAGAUGAUGGUUAUGAAACAAGUGGUGAUAUGAUAUUAUCAAACACUGCCCCAUUAAAUCAUGAAGUGAAAUGUGAGAAAAAUGAAGAUCCAUAUAGUUUCAUAGAUGAUGAUCCAAUGCCAGGAUUACCUGUUAAUAAUCAAGGGCCUCCUGUGUGUAUCAACAGUGCUGAUAAUCCUAGUCAGUUUAUAAUGGGUCCUAAAAAGCGAGGUAGAAAAAAGAAGUUAAAAACAGAAGAGAUAAACCCAACUUUAUCAAAUCCUGGACUUCCUAGACCAGUAAAAGAACGAAAAAAACAUGAUAGGUUCAAUGGAAUGCCAGAAGAAGAAGUUUCAAAAAGAACGCUUCCUGAUCAUCUUGCAGCAAAUUUAGAUAUUAUAAUCAUUGGAAUAAAUCCAGGUCUGUUUGCAGCAUAUAAAGGACAUCAUUAUGCAGGUCCAGGUAAUCAUUUCUGGAAAUGUUUAUAUUUAUCUGGGUUAACCAAGGAACAAAUGACAGCCGACGAAGAUUAUAAACUAUUACAGGUAGGAAUCGGUUUUACAAAUAUGGUACAACGCCCCACAAAGGGCAGUGCAGAUCUAACAAGAAAAGAAAUAAAAGAAGGUAGUCAAAUUCUGUUAGAAAAGUUGAGAAAAUUCAGGCCAAAGAUUGCUGUUUUCAAUGGGAAACUUAUUUAUGAAGUGUUUUCUGGAAAAAAAGACUUUCAUUUUGGAAGACAGCCGGAUUGCGUGGAUGGUACAAAUACGUAUAUGUGGGUGAUGCCUUCAUCAAGUGCAAGAUGUGCACAGUUGCCAAGAGCAGCCGACAAAGUUCCCUUUUAUGCGGCUUUGAAAAAAUUUCGCGAUUAUUUAAAUGGUUUAAUAGCGACGAUUGAUGACUCAGAAAUGGUUUUUACUGAACCCCGUUUAAAAGCAUGCUAUGAACCGGAACCAAAACCGGAUCCUGAUAUAACUGAUAUUAGUAACGCUGUGAUUACAAAAGAGGACGGUACUAUAGUUCCGUGUAAGAAGAAACGAGGUAGACCAAAGAAAAUUAAAGUGGAGGGUGAAGAGACCCCAAAGACUUCGACACCAAGAAAACCACCAGCACAAACUAACUGUGAUUUUCCUAAAAAGAAAAGAGGGCGACCUAAAAAAGUAAAAGCUGAUGAUUUAAAAGAUAAUCUUCAGUCAUCAAACAUCGAGAAUAACAUGAAAAGUUUCGGUAACCCUAGCCCUAUACAGUCUCCGAAUGGUUAUUAUCAUAUGCCGCCCGAUGUUAACCCUCCAAACAGCACAAAUAGUUUAUAUGUUACUCCGAAUUACAACCAGUCACCUCGAUCAGCUCAAUUCUCACAAUCUCCAAGACCACCGUACAGUCAAUCACCACGACCACCAUACAGCCAGUCUCCUAGACCACAAUAUAGUCAGUCUCCACGUCCACCGUACAGUCAGUCCCCACGACCUCAAUAUAACCAAUCACCUCGACAAUAUAAUCAAUCCCCUCGUCCCCAGUACAGCCAAUCACCACGACCACAUUCGCACUCAUUUACACAUUCAGAUCUUAGUUCUGAGAUUAGUGCUGCUAUUAGUUCGGAACCUUUAGGUUCGCCAACGUCUCCUAGUAUAGGGCCUCCCGAUUUUGAACCCCCUUCUAAUAUGGCGGAAGAAGGUUUUGAAAGUCCAGCUUCUUCACCUAGUGAGCAGCCACCUCACUAUCCUUAUCAAACAUCAUAUAAUAUGGAUAUGCCGUCAGAAAAUGCUUAUCUUCCUCCAAGACACUCCCAGGAUAUAGCAUCAAAAAGCCUGUCUGGAUUAGAAUCUUUGGUCGAUCAAAUUCCAAGUAUAACCGAAGGAGAAGGAGACUACAGUAGCCCAGCAUCUCCUUUCAGUUAUGCUUCUCCCUCUAAUUAUCCCAUUUAUCCAACACCCACAUGGAGUAAUCAUUAUGACUCCAUGCCCCCCCUUUCGUAUCCCCAAAUUCCGUAUGCACAGAGUUAUGCUUCUGGAUUACAUGUACCCAGUCCCAAUUAUCCAUACUAUGGUUAUCCACAGCCUACGUCGACGCAUCCGCCAGGUUAUCCUCCGUACUUAGGUGGCUUCUGAUUGGUUUCCAUCACAGUGUAUUCAUGUCGUGUACCUGUACCAUAUGUUGAGCUAAUACCUAGCAAGUCUGUGCGUUUGAGUACAGUCAAUCACUUGCAUUUUGACAACAGAGACUUGCACAGGGUAAAUGGUGAUAUUUUCUUGUCAUAAGUAUUUUCUCUAAACUUUGAAUGUUAGAUAGGCCAAGGGUAUUGUGCAUUAUGUUACUCAGAUCUCAGUGGAGCGUGUGUACAAACUCGGAGUGUGUGAUCGUUGUUUUAGCUGUAGCCUAUUUUGUUUUUGUUUAAUAAAUUUGUUAUAGCUC